AUGUCUACCACUGUUAAUAAUAAUGAAGCCUCUAGUAGCAAUACCUCUGCCUCUAAUAGCGCUGAAUCCUUUGAUUUAAGAAUGAAAUCAAUGGAGGUUCAAAUCAACAACCUUUCCUUAGCCUUUACAAGAUUCAUGAAAGAACCUAUGUUCUCUUCUAAUACCAACUCACGUAGCCCACCUUCUCAUGAUCACUCUGACACCGAGAAUGAACAAAGUGAAGAUGAAUCAAGUAACAAUGUCGAUGUUCCAACCGAUUAUCAAUUAUCCGAUACCUUACUUGGUCAGGAAUGUAUCCUCAAGAAAGAUGAGAUAUCCGAAUUGAAUAAAGUAUUCAACUUUCCAUCUAACUUCCAAGUGAACGUCGCUCCAUUCGGUACACCUGAAGGUAUUACUGUAUCAUCCAACGUCAAGAACAAUGAUACUGACUUGUUGAUUGUCGAAAAGCGAAUCAACGAUAGCUUAAAACCUUUGCUUCUCAUGUCAAGUAUGUUAUCAUCUGAUAGCUCUAAUGUCGAUGUAGAACUUAUUAGUUACUUAACUCAGAGUGCAAUCGUCUUAGCCUUUAAUGCUCAAGCAUCGCUUAGUCGUGUCCGUCGUAACAACAUCGCUAAAGAAAUCUAUGGUUCUGAAGUACUCUUACCAAUUAAGAUCAAGGAUACACCAAAGAUGUUUGAUGAAACUGAAACUGAACGUGUAAGAAAACUAGCCAAGUCAAUCAGAAAGAACAACGAAGCUAAACAAUCAUUGUUAAAAUUGAAUUAUCAUUCCAAGUCAAAUGUCAAGAAAUCAGUUAACUCAAGUGGUAAUAACACUACAGGAAACAGUAGUAAUAGUAAAUCCAGUAGUGGGAGUAAUGGCCGAUCUAACAACUUCAAUGGAUCACCAAGUAAUGUUGCAUCAGGUAGCAACAAUACCAAGUCUGUUUCCAAGUUACGACUAUGUUCUUACAACCGAUGCCUCGGAAUCAGGUGCAGGUGCCACACUCAAGAAAGGAAACAAGGUAAUCAAAACUUGGUCAUUCCAAUGGUCAACAACUCAAUCAAAUAUGUAGUCAAAUCGUCGAGAAAUGCUCGCGCUGCUGAUGGCCUAUCAAGCGCUAUGUCGGAAACUGAACAACUGCAAGCUGAAGAUUCAAACCGACAACACUACCACUCUCUCUUACAUCAAUCGCCAGGGUGGUCAAAUACAAGAUCUCUCAGUUCUGUUCGAACAACUUUGGAAACAAUGCCUCAAGAAGAAAGUGAACUUGAUUGGAGAGCAUAUUCCAGGAUUCUUCAAUGUAAAAGCCGACCACCUCAGCCGUCUUUCAGAGAUGAAUCACAAAUCAUCGUCCAGAGUAAUCAAGAGUUACAACUGGCAACUGAAGAAGGAAGUGUUCAAUCGCAUCCAACUUCAAUUCGGUCAAAUACAGAUGGAUCUGUUCGCAUCUCACCUCAACCAUCAAACGAACAACUACUCAACAAUCAGAAUGAAUGCACUCCACCUCGAUUGGAGUCAAUGGAAGCAAUGUCUAGCCUUCCCACCACCCAUUCUUUUGCCUUCUAUCCUGGAGAAGAUGAACUCAUCCAGUUCGAAGAAGGUUUCUAUAAUACUGAUCUUCCCAAUCUGGAGAUCAGCAACUUGGUAUCCGAUGAUUCAAGCACAAGUUCCUCGUCAUCAUCUUCACAUGUUUCCUCAAGUACUGGGAACAUUCCAAGAAGUAUUGACCAAACAAUCAGUAGAGUCGAUACCAAUCCAGAUUCAACAACGUUGGAAGCUGGGGAUUAUUCAACUUUCCAAUCUCAUGUAAUGUCCUUCGCUCGUACAACAAAUACAAAAACAGCUGAGCUGUUAAUGAAGUCAUGGGAACCUUCAACUCUCAAAGUAUAUAGCUCCAGUUAUACAAGAUUCCACAAUUUCUGUACUUUGAACUCUUUGAAUCCAGCCAACAUUACCUUAGUUGUUUUCAUGGAUUAUCUUACACAUCUGUUCAAACACAAACCUCCGUUAGCCUUCUCAACAAUUAACGGUCCCAAAUAA
Dictyostelium discoideum AX4 is the source of this 2022-nucleotide messenger RNA. RefSeq lists its product as hypothetical. Lineage: Eukaryota; Evosea; Eumycetozoa; Dictyosteliales; Dictyosteliaceae. The coding region runs from base 1 to 2022 and encodes 673 amino acids. The transcript has a single exon. The record is from RefSeq and is a predicted model, not a curated record.